This is a messenger RNA of Closterium sp. Naga37s-1, 873 nucleotides long. Lineage: Eukaryota; Viridiplantae; Streptophyta; Zygnematophyceae; Desmidiales; Closteriaceae. The record is from the annotation of a GenBank genome assembly.
AUGGCGCUCCACGCCUCCCACCCUUUCCUCCGCAUCCUCGUCUCUCUCUCCCUCCUCGCGACGCUCGCCUCACUCGCCGCACUCGUCGGCGCGCAGCCGCAGCAGCGCGGCAUAGUGGAUCUGAAGACUAUUCCUGAGAAUUCCGUGUCGUCGUGGUCCCUGCAGGGCCCGCCAUCGAUGCGCAAGGAGAGCAGUCCGGGGCAGUUCAAGCUGGUGGGGCCUGUCGUUAUCAACGUGCUUAAGGCCGUCCGGCCGGAAUCCACGCCCAUCCAGGCUGAGUGGCUGUCCUCCAAUCUGACGUCAGAUCCUGCCACGUGGACAGCUUCCAUAUCUCCGCCUUCAGGCGCCAACGAGUUCGCAAACCUGACCUUCCAGGAUCCCGUCGUGCAGAUCUGGGGGGGUUCUUUCAACAUAGACAACACAACGAGCGACUAUUCCUUCAAGCCCAACAACACGAGGCUGGUCUUCUCCCGCGUGACUGGCACGCUGCUGCGAUCUGACGUGGACAAGCAAAAUGUGGUGAUUACUCUGCCUGCAGGAAACAUCCCAACACUGAAUGGGAAAUUCAUCCGAAGGGGCCCUGUCUUUGAGCUCAUUUCUGGAGGCGAGCUUGACAUUCCACUCCGUGCAAUGGUUGUUGCCCUAGGAGUGGAACCAGGCCCUCCUCCUCCUGGGCCCAAUUUCCCUGAUGAGGUGAUCAUGCGGUUCAACCUCAGUCUGCAGGCCAUUGGUCGGCAGCCUCCCCGAACCAUUGGAGGGCGUCCCGCACCUGCUGGUCCGGGGAGGGAGCCUCCUCCUCUGGCUGGUGUCCCUUCCGCUGCUCCUGCUCCUGGCCCUGCUCCUACCCCAGCUUCUGAGGAAUAUAUUCUUUAG